Athalia rosae (coleseed sawfly) is the source of this 3956-nucleotide messenger RNA. It is a transcript of the gene Alg12, whose product is annotated as probable Dol-P-Man:Man(7)GlcNAc(2)-PP-Dol alpha-1,6-mannosyltransferase. Bases 635 to 3496 code for a protein of 953 amino acids. Gene Ontology annotation, biological process: protein N-linked glycosylation. Gene Ontology annotation, molecular function: alpha-1,6-mannosyltransferase activity. Gene Ontology annotation, cellular component: endoplasmic reticulum membrane. The transcript has 8 exons. The record is from RefSeq and is a predicted model, not a curated record. NCBI's taxonomy places the organism in Eukaryota, Metazoa, Arthropoda, Insecta, Hymenoptera, Athaliidae.
CAAUAGCAAGCAUGCACAUACAUGUAUACAUUAUAUGAUGAAGGCGACCGUGAUGGAUUAUUAUGUAUCUUUAUGCAUUCGUCGUUAUUGGUUCCGAAGCUUGCAUUAAUUUUUAAUAGUUGCAAUGGAUAUUCGAUCUCGAACAUUGUUUGAAAAUUCAUUCUGAAUUCAGGAUGUUACCAGUGGUAUCCUGCAAUCUAUUUUUUCUGAUAACCAAGUUUUUUGAAGCGAAACCAACGCGAAGGGCAAGUAAAGGGUAAUUGAUUUCAAAUGUAUCCAAUGAUGGCCGUAGUCGCGGUCAUGUCACAUGAUUCAAAUUUGAUCACAAUCCAUCCGUAUCGCGUCCUCUUCGACUUUCGACCGGCAGCAUUGACUCUGUUCGCAGUGGACUUUAAAUCAUACUUUAAAUACCUAUAUUCGUACCGGUAAAAAGAGCAGACGACAGACCGUUUGCCGACCGAUGUCCGACAGAGCGACGUCGUCUGCUAUAGAAUACUUACGUUCGCAGUCAAAUCAAAUUUUAUUGUAACUUUAUCAGACGUUGAGGAAUUCUAUUCCCAUAUUUCUCCAUCUCAUCGGAACAUCGUUCAGUGAUAAUAAUUAACAUGCGAUGAGUUAAAUGUAGUGAAUCGGAAUGGAUCAAGUAAUAAUCAUUGUAGCAGCUGUCCACCUCUUUUACUGCCCGUUUACAAAAGUUGAAGAAAGUUUCAACUUACAAGCGAUGCACGACAUACUGUACCAUGGGUCUAACCUAACAGAAUACGAUCAUCACGAUUUUCCUGGAGUUGUGCCAAGAACAUUUCUGGGUCCAAUCUUCAUCUCUGGGAUUGUAGCACCUUUUGCUGCAGCUGUUGAUCACUUGAAUAUGAACAAAUUUUGUGUUCAAUAUAUUGUGAGAGCUGCAUUGGGUUUAACAGUUAUCGCUACUCUGCGACUGUAUAGACAAGCACUACAGUUGAUAUUUGGUCAACAGUUCAUGAAAUGGUUUGUUGCAAUCACUGUAACACAGUAUCAUUUCAUGUAUUAUCUGAGCCGUCCUUUGCCAAACAUUAUGGCUAUGCCAUUAGUUCUAAUCGCUCUCUAUGGAUGGCUAAGACAAAACCCUACAAUAUUCAUUUGCUCUUCGGCAGCAGCAAUCAUUAUAUUUAGAGCUGAGCUGGCAAUGCUCUUAGGAUUAUUUUUAUUACACGACUUAGUCAAUAAGAAACUCACCAUAUCGAGAUUGCUCAGAAUAGCAAUUCCUGCAGGUAUAUUCCUCCUAGGACUCACAGUGAUUGUGGAUUCCAUAUUCUGGAAUCGUUUUGUUUGGCCUGAGGGUGAGGUCUUCUACUUUAAUACCAUUCUCAACAAAAGUAAUCAGUGGGGCACAUCACCAUUUCUUUGGUACUUCUAUUCCGCCUUGCCCCGUGGCCUGGCAUUCUCGUACGUUCUCAUACCACUAGGGAUGUUAUGGGACAAUAGAGUACGUACUCUUACAAUUCCAGGCAUUUUUUUCGUCUUAUUAUUCUCAUUUUUGCCUCACAAAGAACUGAGAUUCAUUAUCUAUGUCUUCCCGCUUCUGAACGUUGGAGCAGCCGCAGCUUGUCACAGGAUAUGGGAAAAUAGAGCAAAAUCCUCAUGGCAUGGAUUUUUGGCACUGGCCGUUCUGACUCACAUAUUUUUAAAUGCCAUCUUCUCCAUGUUCCUGCUCUGCGUAGCUGGCGCAAACUAUCCGGGAGGUUCAGCUAUUGCCAGGCUACAUCGAUUAGAGCGAGAGUCAUUUGAGCCAGUUCAUGUUCAUAUUGAUGUGCUAACGGCACAGACCGGUGUUUCUAGAUUUACACAAACUAACAAAUCCUGGAUAUAUUCCAAGCAAGAAAAUAUAAACGUCGAUAGUCCAGAAAUGUUGCAGUUCACACAUCUGCUCAUGGAAGCUAAGAGUAAAUAUUCACCAAAUAUAAAACCCUACAUGAAAACCCAUGACAUAUUAGACUCUGUGGACGGUUUUUCACACAUAGUGUUAAACUACAACGGUAUGUCACCUAUAAAAAUUAAAACAAAACCGAUGAUUUUCAUAAUGAAGAGAAAACCGAAUACCAAAUAUGAUCCGACGAAAGACAGAAUCAAAAGGGAUACAAACGAUGGAUCAACAAGCAUUGAUGACGAAAAUGUCGUUUUAACUUCUGAAAUUCCUGGGGAAGACUUGGAUCAAAUGGGUAUGAUAUUUGAAGACAUUGAGGCAUCUUUAGAAGCAUUUGGUAAACCCUUGGAGCAAACCUUAAAUGAUCCUUUGGUUCAGGAGAAUUUGGAUACAUAUGAAUCAAUUAAUACCAUGGACUCGAGUAUUGAAAAUGCUAAUGAGAUUAAUAGAGAAACAGAAUCGAUGGCAAAAGUUUACUCUGAUGAGGAAGUUAAUACAGAACACGAUAAACUCCCUCUAUAUGCAGUGCCAGAGAUCCAACUCGAUGACAGUUUAUCAAUUGCAGAAAAAAUUCUUGAAUCACAAGUAGACAGUUCUUCAAUAGGUGCUGUGGAUGAUAAAUACGAUGUUUCCCAUGAUCCAACAAAAAGUGAUAGCAAGGCUGAGCAACAAAAAACAGGUAAUGUGAAAAAAUCCGUAAAAAAAUUGAUCCAAAAAAAGAUGGAUGAAGUUAAAUCUAAAAAAGAAGACAUCGGCAAUGAUGAACUUGAAGUUGUAUUGGAGAAACCUAAUUCACCCGGCAAGACUGAUGAAUCUCAAAAGACAAGACGUAUAGUAAACAAACCUCUGAACAGGGAGGUUUUGACAAACCAUAAACAAAAUGUAAUUCAUGUGAAAGAGAGCAUUAGAAAUAUAAUAGCUCAGUUCAAAGAAUUUGAAAAAGAUUUAGCCACUGAAGAUUCAGUGUCUUUCAAGAAAGCGUCAGACGAGGAAUUCUUAGACCAGUCUGUGGAAGAUAACCACGAGAUUGAGGAGCGUUCGUUAGAAGAAAAUAAUGUUGAAACAGACGAGUACAUCAUAAAUGCACAGGGUAGUGGAAGAGUAAAAGAUGCAAGAGUGAGUUUGAAGGAAAUUAUAGAUCAAUUCAAAGAACUGAAGAAUGAACUGUCUUCAGACGAAGACGAUCGAUUUGAUCAAAUAUCUGCGGAUUAUAUCAACCGACCGAUAUCUGAGACACUUAUGCUAUUCAGUGAAGCAUUGAAAGACUUAGUUCUGCGUCGGAAAGAAAAAGCAGCUAUGUUGUCGUUAGAAAAAUACAAAUUUCCAAGAAAACAAAUAUCCAAUGAAGAUGAUUCACUGUCCGGUUUUACGAAAGAUAAUUUGAAGCCUGAGGUGAUCAGAAAGUCGAUGUCACAAAUGGAUGAAGUACCUGUUAUAGAAAGUCCAGAAAAUAGACCGCCCACUGUUUCCGUGCAUAAAAGACCACGCGAAACGCUUAUGGAUGAUGGGAAGAUUUUGACUGAAGCUGAUGAAAUAAAGUUUGAAAAACAUACCAAGAAAGAACAGCAGGAUGAGAGUAGGGCUUUGAAUGUCUGAGACUUGAUCUAUAACUAAUGAGUAGGGUAGGUAUUUACUGUCCUUAGAAGAGCGCAGUGCGCCAGGGAUCUAUGUAUACUACAUACCUUUCUCUCUGUGAUACCAAAGUUUUAAAUGUAAGUCAUGCUGAUAUUAUGCCGCGUACCAAUGUUAGAAGUCUGGUCCUACUUUGUACAUUUUUAGAGUUCAUAUGACACGAUACAAUCAGAAUUGAUCAAGAAGUUUCCUUCUACAAGAAUUGUUAUCAAACGCUUGGCAAAAUGGAGUUUAUCAUAUGGAAGCACUCCUAACAUUGGUACUCGAUUGGCUCAUUUUGAAGUGCCUUAAAAAUUACCUUACUAAAUCCUGUUGUGCGUGAGCUCUAAAGCUACCGUAUUAUGCAAAAUAUAUAGAUGUGAAGUGAAAUGUUGAGUAUCGCUAUGUGUUACGCAAAUAGUAAAAAAGCUCAUGAUUCUGUAAA